AUAUGAAUGGUUCUUCUUCCCUAAUUUAAAUUUUAAACUACCGUAGUAGUGUUUGAUUUUUCAAAUUUUCCAUUUUCCACUCUAUUACAUUAUUACUACGGUAGACUCCUAGCACACUCCGCUUUUCAAGCACAAAACAUCCAUCGCGCUCCCCCGAGAGAGAAUCGCUAAACCUCCGAUUGGGCACAAAAUAAAAAAAAAACAAAAAAUCCAGAGAACGAACGAAACAAACAAAGAAACUAACAAAACGGCACGCCGCAAACACUUCCAAACCAAAAACACAAACAAGAAAGAAAGAAGAACAAGAUUUUCAAACAAACCUGUAGUAGAAUCGUUAGGGCCGGAUAUUCGAGUUUCUUUCCCUUAUGUAAUGCAUCAGAAGAAAUCAGAGGUUCAGAUCGGGAAAGAAAGCGUAGGCGUCUCUUCCGAUUUCAAUCCGCAAUUCCAAAAACACCCCUACCACCGCCACCAGCAAUUCUACCCCCAAAUCGAAAUCGACAUAUCCCCCUCCCUCCCACCACAGCAACACAACACCGCGCCGCAGCGAACCACCCCCCCUUCUCUCUCCAAACAGAAGCAUAUUUUCAAGCCCCAGAAUGCCGCCUUCUUCUCCGUCACCGUCGCCGCGAAGAGCGCCGCGUUCCGCAUGCUGCGGCGCGUGAGGCGCCAGCGCGCGUUGCUCCUGCUCGCGAUCCCGCUCCUCUAUCUCUACUUCCUCGUCUCGCGCUCGUUCCUCCUCGACCUCCUCUCCGCCAUCGCGUUCUCCGCCGCGCUCGUGUUCUCUCUUAACCUCGCUUUCCCUUUGCCGUUCCGCUCGAUUCGCCUCAAGGCGGCCAAGAAUUCUGCCUCCCGUCCCGCGGCGGCGCUGCCUGUGUUCUGGACGAUCGGGUCGCGGCAGAAGACGGAGAAGCGCGCGGCAGCGUCGGGGUGCUGGGUGCAGGUGUUUGGGAACGGAGACGUUUACGAAGGGGAGUUUCACCGAGGGAAGUGUUCGGGGAGUGGGGUGUAUUAUUACAGCAGGAGCGGGAGGUACGAGGGUGAUUGGGUAGAUGGAAAGUACGAUGGGUAUGGGGUGGAAACGUGGGCGCGCGGGAGCCGCUACCGCGGGUGUUACUGGCAGGGGCUGAGGCACGGGUUUGGGGUGUAUAGGUUUUACACCGGGGAUGUGUAUGCUGGAGAGUGGUCCAAUGGACAGAGCCACGGGUGUGGGGUUCACACGUGCGAGGAUGGGAGUCGGUAUGUUGGGGAGUUUAAGUGGGGGGUUAAGCAUGGCCAUGGGCAUUACCAUUUCAGAAAUGGAGAUACAUAUGCGGGUGAAUACUUUGCAGACAAGAUGCAUGGUUUUGGCAUAUAUCGUUUUGCGAAUUGCCAUCGUUAUGAAGGAGCCUGGCAUGAAGGCAGAAGGCAAGGACUUGGAAUGUAUACAUUUAGAAAUGGUGAAACCCAAUCUGGUCACUGGCAAAAUGGAGUCCUUGACAUUCUAAGCACACAGAACACCACUUCUCCAGUUUCUCCAGUUGGUGUCUAUCAUUCCAAAGUACUCAAUGCAGUGCAGGAAGCAAGACAAGCCGCAGAGAAAGCCUAUGAUAUGGCCAAGGUAGAUGAAGGGGUGAACAGAGCUGUAGCAGCUUCUAAUAGAGCAGCCAAUGCAGCUAGAGUAGCUGCUGUAAAAGCUGUGCAAAAACAGAAUUAUCAUGUUAACAGUGAAAGCUUCUCAAUUCCUGUUGUGUAAAGAGUAUCUCAGCUGCUUUUAUAUUAGAAGAGAAGCUUGAGAUUGUAGAAGAAAGCAGCUUCACUAGGUGGCUACACUAGUUUAAGCAGCUUCAUGUCCACAGCAAUAGUUGCUUUUGGCAUUAUGCUUUCUUUGAUUUGAUCUUUUUGAUUAUUUUCUCCUAGCACCUUACCAUCAGGUAGCUGGCUGAAAAAAAGGCAGAUUUGUUAUCUAUAUCUGCUGCGGUCCUUGUAUAGAGGGAGGAAGGGUGAUGGCUUCCAUAUGGUGAAAGUAUUCUAUGGAUAACUUUUCAUUUUCCCACUUUUUGUAAAUUUAUUUAAAUGCAGGUGUGCAGGUGAAACCUACAACCGGCUACUGUUGUAUAAUCGCUUGGUAAAAUAAGGAGAGGAGGAACGUAUACAAUAAAACUUUUUUUUUUCCUAACUUAAAAAGUUGUUUGGGUUAGAUUUGGGAAUGAUGUGUUGUAAAUUUAAUUAACUGAGAAAAACAGUUUACCAGUCUUAAUAAAUAAGUUCAAUGGUACAGAUAAA
Glycine soja is the source of this 2262-nucleotide messenger RNA. RefSeq names its product phosphatidylinositol 4-phosphate 5-kinase 4-like. The transcript is spliced from 4 exons. The record is from RefSeq and is a predicted model, not a curated record. Bases 371 to 1732 code for a protein of 453 amino acids. NCBI's taxonomy places the organism in Eukaryota, Viridiplantae, Streptophyta, Magnoliopsida, Fabales, Fabaceae.